GGGAGGAGUUUUCCUAUGUUUUUCUUCUUUUUUUUUUUUUUUUAAUUAAAAAAAAAAGCAAGCAAAAGCUGUAGAAGUUUUUGUAGCAUUAAAUCUGUUUCUUUUGUGGCUAUCUGAAGUUGUACAUGAAAUAUAUCUCAGGUUUUCAACAACUUUGGUCUGAAAAGUUAAAGCGCUUGGAUUUAAAAUGAAGGAUGAAAUUGCUGCUACUGUCUUCUUCAUCACAAGGCUGAUAAAAAGGGAAGACAAGCUGAGCAAGCAUAAAAUAGAGAGAUUUGCAGCUAAGCUGACAACACUGCUGUUUGAAAAGUACAAGAACCACUGGUACUUGGACAAUCCUUCCCGAGGACAGGCCUUCAGGUGCAUAAGGAUAAACAAGCAUCAGGCAAGAGAUCCCCUGCUGGAGCAAGCUUGUGUGGAGAGCAAUGUGGACUUCAACAAGCUUGGUCUGCCGAAAGAGAUGACGCUGUGGGUUGAUCCAUUUGAAGUGUGUUGCAGGUAUGGAGAGAAGAACCGGCCGUUCACAGUUGCUCACUUUGAAGGAGAGGAGAACCCAGAGCUUUCGCAGCAGAUCAACCACGCUGUUGACAGAGCAGCUCUGGAUUAUCCUUCCGGCACCUCUUCGGAUGAGGAGAGCUUCAACAGGGAACCAAAGGCCAUCCCUACUGUCAGCAAUCCCAACAGCGUCUACCAGUUUGACUACUGCAAGACACCCAUACAGUCCUGGUCUCAGUAUCUUCAUAGGAAGACACACACGAGUGGCUCAUCCUAUGCCCAGCACAGGGCUUUCAAAGCCUUCAGGCCAGCUGUUGCUUUCCCAGGACCACGUGUUGACAGAUACCACUGGAUCAACACCAAGCGGUAGAUCCGUGGCUGUCUCUGUUCCAAGAGCCUCUAACACUCAGCUGUGCUGUGUGAUGAAGGCUGGUGCUACAGAGCUUCACGAGAAGAGAAUGUGCUUACUGUCUGUUCCCUAUCCUCUUACUCUGUGCUAUUGAAACUCUGGGUUUUUAAAUAACAUUUUAAUAUUUUAACAAUGUUAACAAGACUGAAAAUUAAUGUGAGAUGCUACUUGUAAGCUAAAAAGGAAAUGCGUAUAUAUCAAUAAAUCUAAUCAUGUUUUCUUUUAAAAAGCUGUCCAAUCCCCUCUUGGUGCCUGAAGGGAGUUUAAAAAAAGCUGUUUGGUCAAAACACGAGUCAAGGAAGACUGAUAAUAAAUAAAUACACCCUUAGAGCUGAGGACGAGCAGAUCUUCUGCUUCCUUCUGGCCAAGGUAGCAAGGGCAGCAGCAUUAGUUGCACCGGGAGCAAAAUGUCUGCACCUCCCAGUGUGUGGAGCUCUGCUGUGUGCAGCUGUGAAGGAUGCUCCUGUGGCUCCAUCUGGGCUUCUGGUUCCUAGCCUGCAGCUCACCUGUCAGAAGAAGCCAGCCUAUGGACAGGAGAGGGAUGGAUAGAUGAUGGUUUAGCUCUCCCAGCUGUGAACAGCACAGCAAAUAUCACCUUCUCAAUGGAUGGAAUAUUUAUCAAAGGAUGCCUGUUCUGCAGUGCUGUGUCCCCCAGGAAGCUUUUCCUAAACCACGUGAGUCACUUUAGCUGCCUUCUACUCAGUCAGAACUCUGGAGAGAUGGAGGCUAUGCUUUCAGUAAGAAAGGGCUUGUUGGAACACUACUGGGCUUCUGAGCUGUGCUCUAGGAUGCUUUAACUCAGUCCUGGCAGCCACUCAACACGAUGGCUUUGCUCUGACUUUCCUACUGACUUGUCUCCUAGUCCAACACUUGCUGCUCCUUAAACUGGGCCACGAGGGUAAAAGCAAUGGUGGUAGCUUGUCCUGCUGCUUAAUCUCUUGAAAACGCUCAACAAGCUUGUUGUCAAAAUAGCUCAUGCAGAUACAUAGGACUGCUAACUGCAGUCAUUUCUUCUUGCUGUAAUCCUCCUUUUAAUCCUCCUUUGCUACCUGGUAAGCAGUGAUGGAAAUGACUGAUGUGCAGUCCUGAAAGAGAGGCUUUGUAAAAGAAGACAACCAGGCUGCCUGUAUAAAUCAAGUCAAAUAAGUGAUUAAAAUUCUAAGUGUAGAUCUCGGGUAACUUCAUAG
This is a messenger RNA of Lagopus muta (rock ptarmigan), 2091 nucleotides long. It is a transcript of the gene BTG4, whose product is annotated as BTG anti-proliferation factor 4. The coding region runs from base 188 to 865 and encodes 225 amino acids. The record is from RefSeq and is a predicted model, not a curated record. Gene Ontology annotation, biological process: negative regulation of cell population proliferation; negative regulation of mitotic cell cycle. Gene Ontology annotation, cellular component: cytoplasm; nucleus. Lineage: Eukaryota; Metazoa; Chordata; Aves; Galliformes; Phasianidae. The transcript has 5 exons.